Rhodofomes roseus is the source of this 1074-nucleotide messenger RNA. Its product is annotated as GroES-like protein. Bases 1 to 1074 code for a protein of 357 amino acids. Gene Ontology annotation, molecular function: alcohol dehydrogenase (NADP+) activity; zinc ion binding. The transcript has 4 exons. NCBI's taxonomy places the organism in Eukaryota, Fungi, Basidiomycota, Agaricomycetes, Polyporales, Fomitopsidaceae. The record is from RefSeq and is a predicted model, not a curated record. Gene Ontology annotation, biological process: alcohol metabolic process.
AUGGUCGAAUUCAAGGGCUACGCACUUACCAGCCCCGACGCCUGGAAAUCGCUCGAGUUAGUCUCCUUCGAGCCCAAGAGGUUCGAGGAUGAGGACGUCGAGCUGGCUAUCACGCACUGCGGUGUCUGCGGCUCCGACGUACACGUCCUCCGCCAGGGCUGGGGCAACGUGCCGUACACCCCGCUCGUCUGCGGGCACGAGAUCGUCGGAAAGGUCACCCGCGUCGGGCCCAAAGUCACGGAAUUCAAGGUCGGCGAUCGCGUCGGCGUCGGCGCCGUGGUGAACAGUUGCGGGACCUGCAGGAGGUGCACGUCGGGGAACGAACAAUAUUGCCCGAGCAUGACGCAGACGAUAAACGCCCGCCAUCCCGACGGAUCGCCUGUGCAGGGCGGUUUUGCAACCGCCAUUCGCGCCAACGAGCGGCUCGUGUUCGCCGUCCCUGACGGGAUUGAGUCCAAGGACGCGGCGUCGAUGUUCUGCGGCGGCUUGACGGUUUUCUCGCCGAUGCGCAGGAACAACGUCGGCCCCGGUUCGAAGAUCGGCGUGCUGGGAAUAGGAGGCCUAGGCCACUACGCAAUUCUGUUCGGCAAAGCGCUUGGUGCAGAGGUGUAUGCGUUCACCCAUAGCCCGGGUAAGCGCGAGGAUGCCAAGAAGCUCGGUGCUGACCAUGUCAUCGACACCGGCAUCGAGGGUUUUCAAAAGCCGUUCUUCGAUACGCUCGACCUCAUCAUCUCGACGACCAACGUCUUCCAGCGAGGCACUUCCUUCUCCACAUUCACGAGCAUGCUCACUAUCAAUGGCAAAUUCGUCAACGUCGGUCUGCCCGACGUCGACAAGGCCAUGCCACCGCUCCACGCGUUCGACAUGCUGACAAGCGGUGCCUUCAUCGGAGGCUCCUAUGUCGGCAGCAAGGCCGAUUGCUGUGCCAUGUUGAAGAUUGCCGUCGAGAAGGGUGUGAAGCCGUGGGUGCAGGAGCUGCCUAUGAAGGACUAUGGAGUUGCUCUUGAGGGAGUGCACAACGGGGCUGCGCGGUACCGCUAUGUUUUGACACAGGACAUUAUCCCUAUACCUUGA